AGCAAGUCCACCUCCGACACGCCUCGCACUCGCAGCCGGCCAUUCCUCCCAAUGCCACCGCUCACCUCACACCCGGCCACCCCAACCCCCGCAGAGCAAAACACCUUUCCCUUCCCCGCGCCGCACUCCUUUCCGCCCUUCUUCACCCUCCAGCCCAACGCUCAAACCCUUCUCUCCCAGCUCCAAAAAUGGUCCGCCCUCAUCCAAGCAUACUGCCGGCAUCACCGCCUCUACCGUCUCUCCCUCGUCGAUGCCCUCGAUUCCCCACUGUUUCACAACAAGCAGAUCCGCAAACGGCUGAGCCUGGUGGACGCACGGAGGAUUGUGGAUUGGAUGUGCGGUGCGCAAGGCGGUCGGAGAGCGGAGUGGGUUGGUGGUGAGGCGGGAGGGAAGAGCGUAGCGUGGAUCUGGUGGCGGAGACCUGAGGAGUGGGCUGGCGUGAUUGCUGACUGGGUCGAGGAAACAGCGCAGAAGAACACUGUUCUCACGCUUUACGAAUUGACAGAAGGGGAGGCUACGAUGUCGCAGGAGUUCCAUGGCAUGGAUCCAGAUGUGCUGCAGAAGUCGUUGCAUGUUCUGGUAAAACGCGGGAAGGCCCAGGUGUUCGGGAAUGAAGACCAGCAAGGCGUGAAGUUCUUUUGAAUGAUAUACGAUCUUCCGUUGAUUACAGCGGAAGAUGGAUCCUAACGACGAAGCAGAGACCUUUUAUCAAUGCCUGCCAUACAAAUAUCACAAAAUAAGACCUUGGCCACGGUCAACGGUGAUAUGAUACAAUUCAUCUAAUCAACAGUUGCCUCGGCACACGCCGGUGUGUGCAGGGAUCUUAACAUAACCAGGAUCAAUUGCCGGAUGCUGCCAAAUCUUCUUCCUUCCACUCAUACUCAUCUUUCCACCGCCACUCCUGCGACAUUGCAAUCUCCAACAGCCAAUCCGUGCGCACAAUCUUAGGGACUUUUCUUGCGUCUUGGACCAUUGUUCGAAACCUCGGCCAAAGUUUCACAUGGCUUUUGUCGCCGCCGCUGAUGAGAUAUACCUCUUCCUUGUGUGCCUCUCCACCAUCCGCACCGCGACGCCCGGCAAUCGUUAGCGGCC
Messenger RNA from Coccidioides immitis RS, 1092 nucleotides. RefSeq names its product ESCRT-II complex component. The record is from RefSeq and is a predicted model, not a curated record. NCBI's taxonomy places the organism in Eukaryota, Fungi, Ascomycota, Eurotiomycetes, Onygenales, Onygenaceae. Gene Ontology annotation, biological process: protein transport to vacuole involved in ubiquitin-dependent protein catabolic process via the multivesicular body sorting pathway. The coding region runs from base 52 to 642 and encodes 196 amino acids. The transcript is spliced from 2 exons. Gene Ontology annotation, molecular function: structural molecule activity; protein homodimerization activity. Gene Ontology annotation, cellular component: ESCRT II complex.